This is a messenger RNA of Vombatus ursinus (common wombat), 484 nucleotides long. RefSeq names its product cytochrome b-c1 complex subunit 8. Gene Ontology annotation, biological process: mitochondrial electron transport, ubiquinol to cytochrome c. NCBI's taxonomy places the organism in Eukaryota, Metazoa, Chordata, Mammalia, Diprotodontia, Vombatidae. The record is from RefSeq and is a predicted model, not a curated record. The transcript has 3 exons. The coding region runs from base 105 to 353 and encodes 82 amino acids.
AUCCAACCCUCUUUCUUGCCCCGGAAAUGUAAGGUCCCCGGGGCACAAGCCGCAGUCUUUGGAGGGCGAAGUGUCUUGAAGCCGGGGCCGAAGGCGCCGCGAACAUGGGCCGCGAGUUCGGGAAGCUGAUCCGGGUGAGGCACAUCAUCUCCUACAGCCUGUCCCCGUUCGAACAGAGAGCCUUCCCCAACUACUUCACGAAGGGCAUCCCGAACAUGUUACGCAGAACGCAGGACUCCAUUCUGCGGGUCGCCCCGCCAUUUAUAGCCGUUUACUUCAUCUAUACCUGGGGAACCCAGGAGUUUGAGAAAUCGAAGAGGAAGAAGCCAAUUGACUUUGAGGAAAACAAAUAAGGAACAAAGAGGGAAGUGCACGGAAGUCUUGGUUCCCUGGUGUUCAGCUCUGUGACUUGGGGCACCAAUAGAAGAAGAGUGUGUAAAGAUAGCUUGAAAAUAUAAUAAACUUCACAAUUCACAAAUUGUAA